UAAAUAUGAUCAACUAUAAAUCGUGGAAGUUUCCUCGAAUAAUUGAUUUGAGUUGAUGGAGACAAGCUCUUGGAAAUUACAACUGGCUUCCACUACUACAACUACUACUAAUAAUUAUUAUUAAUAUCAUGGACCAAUAGGUACAAUAUCACAUUUUUGAGGUAUUAAACGUAGGUGAAAAUGGCAUGCAAAUCAGAACUGGUGAAAUAUGUGAAAAUAUAAGGGAAAAUACAUGAAAGUGAAACAAAAUAGCUCAGUGGCGCCUCCUAAGGUGAAACCCGGAAGUACUAAGAAGAAAGUUAGUUUCACAACAGUUGGUGGAAACAUGUCACAGAUUAAGACGAACAAAAAGUCCAUCGGGACCAUGACCUCGACUCCACGGGAAGUUGGUCAUUUUGAAUUUGGCGUCAAAUCAAUUACUUUCCCAUUUUGAACAAAUAUUAUUAGGGACUUGUUAGGGAUUUGUUGUGAAGGUCCCGCAGUCUUUCCGGUCCGCAACGGAAGUAAGUUUGUCUUCUCGUGAUGGCUCCGUAACAGACGAGUUUGCGCUAGUAUGUGAUUAAUGUGACGUCCAGAGCGUUUAAAAAGGACUCGUUCCUCUACGCUGGCUCCGGUUUAACAUGGUGAACGCGGAUGAAAUCGCAAAGUUGUGCUACGGGCGUUUCGAUGAGCUUCCCCGGCGAGGGAAGCCUGAGGCGGGCAGAGAGUGGACUCUGCUGGCCGCUGUGGUCAAAGUCAGCCCCGGUGCUCAGUCUGACACAGUGAAGACUGAGGUUGUUUCCAUGGGAACCGGCACCAAAUGUAUUGGACAGACAAACAUGAGUCCUAAUGGUGAUUUUAAACGUGACGUCCUCAAUGACAGUCAUGCAGAGGUCAUCGCCCGGAGAGGAUGUGUCAGGUACCUGAUGCAGGAGCUGUACAGAGCGGUCAGCUGUGGUGACAGCUCAGUGUUCUGUGUGUCUGAAGAGCAGCAGGGGAAGUGGAAGCUUCAGCCUGGAGUUUCCUUCCUCUUCUUCACCAGUCACACUCCCUGUGGUGACGCCUCCAUCAUCCCCAUGACUGACAGCCAGUCUCAGCCCCGCCCCCCUGUCCCAUCUGUAAAUGCUAAUAAAGGGAAUGAGUCAGGACAAGACUGCAAAAGAAAAGCUGAGGAACCAAGUGAAGGUCAAAAGACCAAGCUGCUGUGUCUGGAGGGACAAGGGAUGUCUGAAGAGGGAGACUUUAAGCACACCUUGUCCCAGUGUCCCUCCACAGAAACUGUCUCACAUGCUUCAGCACAGCUGGAGAUAAAACCUGGACUCCACUGCGACGGUGCUGGACUGUGUCCACAGCUCUCUGACGUCCACAGGACAGGAGCAAAGUGUGUCCCCGGCGGCCCCGCCGACCCUCUGCGACCCGGGGACGGCUACCACAGCGCGGGUUUGCUGCGAGUGAAACCUGGACGAGGUGAACCCACUCAGUCCCUGUCCUGCAGUGAUAAGCUCGCUCGCUGGACUGUGCUGGGCUUCCAGGGUGCACUGCUGUCCCACUACCUACAGGAGGCGCUCUACUUCCGUUUCAUGGUGGUGGGGAAGUGUCCGUACAGCAAAGAGGUCAUGCACAGAGCUCUGGUCGCAAGAUGUCUCCAGGUGUCAGAUCUCCCCGCUGGUUUUUCUGUUUGUCCUCCAGUGCUGCUCCAGUCCACCCUGGAGUUUCCCUUCAGUCAGACCCAGACAGAGUGCCACCACCAGGCGGGUCAGGGACGUGUCUCUCCCUGUGGAGCAGCCAUCAGUUGGUGUAAUGUCACAGAGCAGCCACUAGAUGUCACUGCCAACGGCUACAAACAUGGAGUCACUAAGAAGGUGCUGGGCACAGUGAAAGCCAGGUCUCGUCUCUGUAAAGCAGAGCUGUUCCGCUCUUUCCUGUCUCUGGUUUCAGCCACUGAGCCUUCAUCACUUCCUGUCUCCCUCAGGACAGCACAUCUGCACACUUACUGGGAAUACAAACAGGCGGCUCGCUCGUACCAGUUCUCCUGGCAGCAGCUCCGCACUCAGGUUUUCCCUCUGUGGCCGCGCAGCGACCGAAACCUCCUGCUGUUCCACUGAACUCCCUCCCUCCUGAAAACACCUGCAGCUCAAAGGUUCCACCUGCGCUCGACCAAAAACAACUCCGCCGGCGCCUCACUCUUUUACUUUCAGACUCCGCCCCCUGGUGUUCAAACUUCAUUUCCGUCCAGAUGGAUUGUUACCAUAUUCUUAAUUAAAGCACAUUGUUGAAAUCUUUUUAUAUAUGCAAAUAAAAGUGUGUUUGCAGAA
Solea solea (common sole) is the source of this 2294-nucleotide messenger RNA. It is a transcript of the gene adat1, whose product is annotated as adenosine deaminase tRNA specific 1. Lineage: Eukaryota; Metazoa; Chordata; Actinopteri; Pleuronectiformes; Soleidae. Bases 621 to 2084 code for a protein of 487 amino acids. Gene Ontology annotation, biological process: RNA processing. The record is from RefSeq and is a predicted model, not a curated record. Gene Ontology annotation, molecular function: RNA binding; adenosine deaminase activity. The transcript has 9 exons.